CAACGAACAUUGCGCCCCAUCCAUGGGUUUCUCUCUUUAGACUCUAGUUUCAACUUUAAUUUUGGUGGAGGGAACAGCAUUUUCAUUUUCAGUUUUCAGUUUUGUUUUGCUAAGCUAAGCGAGACGCUUGAAAAGUUACGAUGAGAGUUAAAACCCAUCAAAGGGGUUCGUAGAGAGAGAGUUACUUCUCUUACUUUCGCUGCUUUGAACUUGCCACAGAAUGUUGCUUCUCUCUCUCCGCGUAGUUUAGUUUAAAUUGUACUGUCCAGAGUGCCGCAUCGGAUCAAGUGCUGUUUAAAGUUUCCACUUUGGUGUAUCUAUACAUUUUUAGGCAUGCAGCAGAUUGGGGCAUACAUCACAGCCAUUACUGAUCGUUGCUCAUGUCGCAAUUAUUGCAUUUCAUCAUAAUCAAUUUGUUUGUUAUUCAUUUUAAACGACCACACCCGCCUUGAUAUCAACAUGGCCUGCUGUUUUAAUUACAAAUUUGUGCUCAAUUUAUGCAACUUUUUGUUUUUGCUUUGUGGCUUAAUGCUGAUCGUAUCCGGCCUUUAUAUCUUUUCGGAUAACAAACGCAUUCUGCUCUCCAGACUUUUGGCUGCCUCUAGCGAUCGGCUGAGCUCACUGCCCCAGCCCCUGCUCUUCUAUAUAGCACUGGGCGUGGCUAUUGCUGGUUUUGUGGCCAUUUUGGCUGCUGUCAUUGGUUUCUGGGCCAGCUGCCUUCACACCUACUGUUUCCUAACCAUCUACUUCCUCUGUGUUGUGAUGCUGCUUUUGACCGAAUCAGUGCUGUGCCUGGCCAUAACCCUUUGGCCUCAAUGCUUGGGGAUCAGCUUGGAUGAGAGUCAAAUGGUGAGAUCAUUGCAGAGCAACUAUGGAGUUCCGGGACAGGAGCAGUUCACCAAUGCCAUGGAUUUGGCACAAUUGCGUUUUGGCUGUUGCGGGAUGAAGAGUUCGUUGGACUACGACACAUCGCUGUGGCGAUUGCAGGGCUACGGGCAAAGGAACUGGCCAGUGCCGCUUAGCUGUUGUGUUCUGGAGAAUGCAGAUCAACCUUUGGCAUAUCUGGAUCCCAAGCCAGCCAAUGAAUCGCAGUGUCAGUCUCUGGAAAGAUUGUCCUACGAAAGAGAGCGCUACACGGAGUCCUGCCUUCCCCAUCUGGACAAUUGGUAUCGGGAGCAGUACAGCAUCUUUCUGGCUGCCAGCCUGAUCUUGGCCCUGAUUGAGUUCUGUGUUCUGCUAGCCAUCAUCAUGAGCUGCACGGGAUUGGCUUCCCAAAGGGCCAGGCUGAAGAGACCAAAACAAGAAGUGAGAGCUCAAAAGAUAAAGUCGCGACAAACUCUGAUCGAAAAUAUAUACGAACCUGAGGUUGAGCUUAGGGAAAGUUCCAGUCACAGCAUCGACGGAAUAUAUCUGGGACCAGCUAGCCGGCAUGUCAGCAGUGAGGACUUUAAGGAGUUGUAUAUAAAACCAAGGGAUUUGUAUAAAAAACAUAAUUUGGUGCUGGGAAACCCUGUAUCCAUCGACCGUCCAUCGCAAAUGAGGAACUAUUUGGUGUGAAUUUAUAUUUUUAAAGUGUUUUAAAUUGUUAAAUAUAAAAGUUCGCUCAAAAAUAUUUAAGAUAAGGAAUAGGACUGAAAAAUAUAUAUCUAUAUAUAUAUGAUUAUUUUACUAAAUUCUGCUCAUGGUUUUGGAUACUUUUUGUAGGUAAAAUAUAAAACGGACUAUUACGUAUGAAUAUCUUUGAUCUUUGAUAAUACACAUUAAAUUAUAAUAAUUAUAUAUAUAUAUUAUAUUUUCGGAUUUAUUAUCUUACUUAAAUCAUGAUUUUACAUCAGCUAAAAAGUUUUCAUUCUGAAGAUGUCUAGUUUUUGUUUAAUAUCUAAAUCAUUUUCGUGUUUUAAAUAUAUACUUAAAAAUUGGGAUAUUGAAAGUGCAAUAGGUCUACGGGACCUUCUAUCAAGUAUUUUUAAUUAA
This is a messenger RNA of Drosophila eugracilis, 1974 nucleotides long. RefSeq names its product tetraspanin-17 (gene Tsp68C). The coding region runs from base 460 to 1557 and encodes 365 amino acids. NCBI's taxonomy places the organism in Eukaryota, Metazoa, Arthropoda, Insecta, Diptera, Drosophilidae. Gene Ontology annotation, cellular component: membrane. The transcript has 2 exons. The record is from RefSeq and is a predicted model, not a curated record.